AUGACGCACGUCGAGUUCGCAACUGCUGUUGAGCCCCUACGUGCUGUGACUGAUCGACUUUGGUUUCAUUUCGAGGGCCGUGCACCAAAUGUCACAUUAGAAUGUAUUCGUUACAUCCGGGAGCAUUUUCCAGAGGCUGAAAUCAGCGUUGAGGUGGAAAAGCCAGGCCGAGCAGGCUUGCAGGAACUUGCAGACGCGGCUGACGUUGUUUUCUACUCGAAGGGAUGGGCCCAGAACAAUGGAUAUACAUCCGCUGAGGAUUGCUUGCGGAAUCAAUCUUUAAAGACGAGUCGAGCGUCCUUGCUAUGCUGUACUUGGGGUCAUGACGGGGCUGCAGCACUUGAACCAAGGACUGGAAACUUUGCUCAUGUCCCUGCGCAUACUGAAGGACUAGGGGUCACCGACACCAUCGGAGCCGGAGAUACAUUCAAUGCUGGCUUGCUAUACGGUCUCAUCUAUCGGGGUCGGGAUUGGGAUUUUCGAAAGAGAUUGGAAUUUGCAAAUCUUAUUGCCGGCUUAAAGGUUACCCAGGAGGGAUUUGCAAAUAUACAAAGAGCAUUGGACUCUCCAUCAUAUUAA
Messenger RNA from Penicillium griseofulvum, 579 nucleotides. RefSeq names its product PfkB. The record is from RefSeq and is a predicted model, not a curated record. Bases 1 to 579 code for a protein of 192 amino acids. Gene Ontology annotation, molecular function: kinase activity. The transcript is spliced from 5 exons. Lineage: Eukaryota; Fungi; Ascomycota; Eurotiomycetes; Eurotiales; Aspergillaceae.